Messenger RNA from Aspergillus pseudotamarii, 753 nucleotides. Its product is annotated as glycoside hydrolase family 11 protein. Gene Ontology annotation, molecular function: hydrolase activity, hydrolyzing O-glycosyl compounds. Gene Ontology annotation, biological process: xylan catabolic process. The record is from RefSeq and is a predicted model, not a curated record. Lineage: Eukaryota; Fungi; Ascomycota; Eurotiomycetes; Eurotiales; Aspergillaceae. The coding region runs from base 1 to 753 and encodes 250 amino acids. The transcript is spliced from 2 exons.
AUGGUGUCAGUCACUAAAUUACUCCUCCUGUUACCUUUCCUGGGUGCUCUGGCAAGUCCUACUGAUCCGACGUCCACCGAGCCCGUUACUCAAUGGGAGAAGUCCUACGACCGCCUUCAGCAGAUAGGAGAGAAUAUCUUCAAUGUCACCAGCGACGAUCAACUGCAGCGUCGCUCUACAGACCUCAGAACCAGUAAGGACGGCGUGAACUCCGCAGGCUACUAUUAUUCUCUGUACAACGACAACCAUGCGGGUGCCAUUUACACUGAGUUUCCUGACAGUGGCCGGUUCCAACUGAAAUGGAAUGCGGACAAAGAGUUCCUGGGUGGCAAGGGCUAUCGUGGUGGUAGCACUCGCAAAUUGACUUGGGAUGGUCACUUCAAAGCUGAGGGAGACUACACUCUGGCGGUCUAUGGCUGGACUACAGACCCGGUGACUGAGUGGUAUAUCGUCGAACAACACGGCACUGGCACCCCUGGCAAUGGUCAUAUCCUUGGCCAGGUCAAUGUCGACGGCGGCGUGUACGACGUCUAUAUGCUUCCCUAUAGAAAUGUACCUAAGAUCUACGGUGUGACCAACUUCAACCAGCUAUGGUCUGUUCGUCGCAAUCCUCGCACCACCGGCUCGGUUGAUGUGACUGCUCACUUCAAGCGCUGGAAAGAGCUUGGCCUCCAGCCAGGCAACCCUGUUUUCCAGAUGGUCACUGCUGAAGGAUUCAAGGGCAGUGGAAACCUUGAUUUCCAGUUGCACUAA